Molecule: messenger RNA, 948 nt
Organism: Leucoraja erinaceus (little skate)
Lineage: Eukaryota; Metazoa; Chordata; Chondrichthyes; Rajiformes; Rajidae
Gene: phlda2
Product: pleckstrin homology-like domain, family A, member 2
Exons: 2
Coding region: 16-612 (198 amino acids)
Biological process (GO): positive regulation of apoptotic process
Molecular function (GO): phosphatidylinositol phosphate binding
Source: RefSeq, a predicted model, not a curated record
UGGGCGAGGCAGGAAAUGGGACGGGCGCCCGGCGCCUUUAUCAGCCGUGGAAAGGGACCGCCCUGUAGUCAGAGCACAGAGAGAGGGGUUGGCACUGAGUAUAGCUCCUACUUUACAGGCAAGCUUAGCUCUUACAUUACAGCCCAGGCCAGCCCCUUCUUUACAACCAAGCUCCCCGCUGAAGGCCCUCUCUCCCCAAGCAUGAAGAAAAUCACGGACGGCUCCCAGACGAUGAAAGAAGGCGUCCUGGAGAAGCGAGGGGACAAUCUCCUCCAGCUCUGGAAGAAGAAGUAUUGCGUCCUGACCCAAGACAGCCUCUGCCUAUUCCCGGAUUCCCAAAAACGCUCCCGGAGCAAAGACCUUUGCCUACAAGAGAUCAGGACGGUGGAUAGCGUGGAGAGGACGGGCAAGUAUAUCUACUUCACCGUGGUCACCACGGACAACAAGGAGAUGGACUUCAGGUGCCUGGCGGAGUGCUGCUGGAACUCGGCCAUCACCAUGGCUCUCAUUGAGUUCAAGAACAGGAAGGCCAUCCAGAGCUUCAGGUCGCGGCAGGACGCCGAGAUCCUCACCUCGGGCCAGCAGGAGAAAAUGUUGGGAAGGGCGCCCUGAACUCCUGCUUCAAAGGACGGUCAUAUUAAUUGUGGACGAAAGAUCCGAGACUGAACACGUGGAUGAAGAAACCCAGGAGGUCGAGAGCCAUUAUCAUUGACUUCAGUUUCGCCCUCGGUGCUGCUUCUGCCAAAUGGAUCCGAGCUGCUUUAUUCAGCCAUGGACACCCUGGACCUGACGCACAGCUGAAGAGAGCCCGCAAGGCUGACUGGAAAUCUGCUUUAUUUAUUUAUCUAUUGCAGAAUCCGCGAACAUUUAUCUUCUUGCAUCAAGUCAUCUUAUAAAUUAUUUUGUAUUCUAAUUUUGCAUAUUUAUUAAAGUUUUAUAAAAAAUGAA